AUGAAAGAGGAGGACGCGGCACCACUUCAGCCCCUUCAAGAGCCUCACUCGGCGUGGAAGAGGGCCCUCGAUUUAAAAUCGCUGAACACCGGCAGGCAGAGGCUUCCAGGCGCCCCCAACGGCAAGACCCUCGUGGGUUGGACCACAGAAACUUUGCCGCCUGGUGGCGAAAAAGACGCCGCCGCGAGUGGUGGCCGUGGGGGAAAUGUACCGCGUGGUACGUUGGGCGGGACGCAUGCGACGGAUGUCCAGCAGAGUGCGUUGGAGUUUCUUCAAGAAAUGUACGGCAUGAAGCCGUUAGAUGCCCCCGUCAUUUCCAAAGGGAUCCAUGCCUCGGAGCGCCAGAAGAGGUGGGGUGGGCCGGUGCUGUUUCAACCGUCCAGGCUUACAAACAAUCAAAGUCCUACAAAAAGGGAAAGCGCGGUACUGCGAAGGGUCAAAUCACACCACGGAACCGGGGCUAUCAGGGACCCUCUUCUGCGGCGUUUGUCCAGCCGAAGGACUCUCUCCCAGGAUCAUUUGGGUACGAUCGUGGAUCAUAUUUUUCAAGGAUACAUGCAGACGAAUUUGAGGGCUAAAAAACCGCUGCUGGCACCUGUCACGAAGGCCGAGACAGAUGAUUCCGUCUCUCUGUUUGUGAGCAAUGCUCUGGACAGUUUUUUGGUCAGAGAGGCCUCCUUCUCGCUCCGAGAUGCUCAGUCUAUGAAUUCGUUUCUUACCUUAGGUGGAGACUGCAACUUUUCGAAGCUGCUCUCCUUCCAAGGGCAAAGCCAAUUUUUGGACGAUGACGAUCCGAGUGAGUUACUUACGAAACCGGUCUUUGAGGGAAGAAUGGCAUUGUUUGCCCCUGUGGAAUCGCAGGCUGAAGUCAGUGUGAGCGGGCCACUGCCGGAGGGGUCAUUGGCUUUUGUAGCGGGAGUGGAGGCUCCCUGCCCCUCUCCUGUUAGUCUGCAGUCUACACUGGAAACCGAAACCCCACCGGUGGCUACGCGAGGAGCCAAACGAACUACAGGACAGCCGUGCUUGAACUUUUCGCGAGAGAUGUCACUUAACUCCGAUCAAAUCCAAGUAAAACCUCCUGACAUUUUGAGAAACAAUAAGACUGGAGAUGUGCAUACGAAUAUUCCGAAAAACGAGGGGGAUAAUGAGACCAACCCAGAAAAUUGUGUAUUUCCAACGUCUUCCGGUGCAUGCUUACUUCCUUGCUACUCGAAUGCAAUAAAGUUUGGUCAUUUAGUGGCGCCCAGGAAUAAAGGGAUUGAGCAGCUCAUUUCUGACGAGGACUUGAAGCGAAGUGUGCUGGUGGCGGUGGAGCAACGAUUCCACAAAUAUCUUUGCGCACUGGAAAUGGAUGAAGCGACGGAGAUCAGUAAUGCCAAUACGAGGGGAAAUAAUAAUGUUAACACCGCGAAUCCCAACAAACAACCGGUGGUUAUUGCUGUCGCUGCACCUCAGCCAAUGGUACAAAAUCUCCUUGAUUUUUUUGGUAAAUAA
This is a messenger RNA of Trypanosoma cruzi, 1494 nucleotides long. RefSeq lists its product as uncharacterized. Lineage: Eukaryota; Euglenozoa; Kinetoplastea; Trypanosomatida; Trypanosomatidae. The coding region runs from base 1 to 1494 and encodes 497 amino acids. The record is from RefSeq and is a predicted model, not a curated record. The transcript has a single exon.